Messenger RNA from Symbiodinium necroappetens, 2310 nucleotides. The record is from the annotation of a GenBank genome assembly. NCBI's taxonomy places the organism in Eukaryota, Dinophyceae, Suessiales, Symbiodiniaceae.
GUCGAGGCGGUCGAGGAAGGCACGCUGGGCAAGAUCCUGGUGCCCGAGGGCAGCGAGGAGGUGGCGGUCAACACGCCGAUCGCCCUGCUGCUGGAGGAGGGCGAGGACGCCGCGGCCCUGGAUAAGGCGCUGCGCGACGCCAUGGCAGAGGAGCUGCGCCGCGACAAGCGGGUCUUCGUGAUCGGCGAGGAGGUCGCGGAGUACGAGGGCGCCUACAAGGCGAUCGACCAGAUCAUCAACUCCUCGGCCAAGACGCUCUACAUGUCGGGCGGUCAGAUCCAGAACCCCAUCGUGUUCCGCGGCCCCAACGGCGCCGCCUCGCGGGUCGCCGCCCAGCACAGCCAGAACUACGCCUCCUGGUACGGCCACGUGCCCGGCCUGAAGGUGGUCUCGCCUUGGUCGGCGGCCGACGCCAAGGGUCUGCUGAAGGCCGCCAUCCGCGACCCGAACCCGGUGAUCUUCCUCGAGAACGAGAUCCUCUACGGCCAGUCUUUCGAGGUGCCGGACAGCGACGACUGGGUGGUGCCGAUCGGCAAGGCCAAGGUGGUGCGCGCGGGCAGCGACGUGACCAUCGUGGCCCACUCGAUCAUGGUCGGCCGCAGCCUGGAGGCGGCCGAGCAGCUCGCCGGCGAAGGGAUCGAGGCGGAGGUCAUCGACCUGCGCAGCAUCCGCCCGCUCGACACCGCCACCAUCGUCGAGUCCGUGAAGAAGACCAACCGCUUGGUCUCCGCCGAGGAGGGCUGGCCCUUCGCCGGCAUCGGCGCGGAGCUGGCGGCGACGAUGAUGGAGCAGGCCUUCGACUACCUGGAUGCGCCGGUCGCCCGCGUCUGCGGCGCCGACGUGCCGCUGCCCUACGCCGCCAACCUGGAGAAGCUGGCCCUGCCGCAGGCCGACAAGGUGGUCGCGGCGGCCAAGCAGGUCUGCUACCGAACAGGAAGCGUCAUGCCGAUCAAUGUCCUGAUGCCGGCCCUCUCGCCCACCAUGACCGAGGGCACGUUGGCCAAGUGGCACGUCAAGGAGGGUGACGAGGUCAGCUCCGGCGACGUGAUCGCCGAGAUCGAGACCGACAAGGCCACCAUGGAGGUGGAAGCCGUCGAGGAAGGCACGGUCGGCAAGAUCGUCGUCGCCGAGGGCAGCGAGAGCGUGGCCGUCAACUCGGUGAUCGCCAUCCUGCUGGAGGAGGGCGAGAGCGCCGACGCCAUCGACGUCGAGGCGGCCAAGGCCAAGGCGCCGGCCGCCCCCGGCGGCGAGGGCGACACUGGCGGCGACACUGGCGGCGAGAGCAAAGGCGCGGCGGAAGCGCCCGGCCCGGCGCCCAGUCCAGCACCGGCCCCCAGUCCAGCACCGGCCCCCAGUCCAGCAUCGGCCCCCAGUCCAGCAUCGGCCCCCAGUCCAGCACCGGCGCCCAGUCCCGCGCCCGCGACCGGCGGCGGGGAGGGCGGCCGCAUCUUCGCCUCGCCGCUGGCGCGGCGCAUGGCCGAGCAGGCCGGUCUCGACCUCGCCCGGCUCACCGGCUCGGGGCCGCACGGGCGGAUCGUCAAGGCCGACAUCGAAGCCGCCCUGUCCGCCGGCCCUGGAGGCGUGUCCGGGAAGGCUUUCGCGGACGCCUUUGGUAUUCCAUACAAGCAGGAGCCGCUGUCCGGCAUGCGCAAGGUGAUCGCGCAGCGCCUGACCGAGUCGAAGCAGACCGUUCCCCACUUCUAUCUCACCAUCGACUGCGAGCUGGAUGCGCUGCUGAAGGUCCGCAAGGAUCUCAACGGGCGCUCCCCCGAGGGCGACGGUGCCUACAAGCUCUCGGUCAACGACUUCGUGAUCCGUGCGGCCGCUUUGGCCCUGCGGCAGGUUCCCGAAGCCAAUGCGUCCUUCGAUCCUUCAGGGCUUCUGUUCUUCGACCGUGCCGACAUCUCCGUUGCCGUGGCGACGCCGGCCGGUCUGAUCACCCCCAUCGUGAAGCAGGCCGACGGCAAGGGCCUCGCUCAGAUUUCGGCGGAGAUGCGCACGCUCGCCGGUAAGGCGCGCGACGGCAAGCUGAUGCCCGAGGAGUAUCAGGGCGGGACCUUUUCGAUCUCCAAUCUCGGCAUGUUCGGGGUCAAGCAAUUCGAGGCGGUGAUCAACCCGCCGCAGGGCUGCAUUCUGGCGGUCGGCGCCGGCGAGCAGCGCCCGGUGGUGAAGGAGGGCGCGCUCUCCGUGGCGACGGUCAUGUCCUGCACCCUGUCGGUCGAUCAUCGGGUUGUGGACGGGGCGGUCGGAGCCGAGUUCUUGGCCGCCUUCAAGAAGCUGAUCGAAGACCCGCUGACCAUGCUGCUUUAG